AUGAGCAGCACUAUAGAAGAUCUUGUUUUAGAAGGAGGGAACUGUUAUACGGAUAUAUCAGGCAGUCCAGGUGUUGGACGUACUAGUAUUAUAACAUCGAGUCUCAUAAAGUUCCUCAGUUUGGCUGAAAAUGCAAACGCGUAUGCUAUCAUAAUUGAUGUAAAUGGUGAUCUCAAUCUACGAGGUAUAGACGAUGAAAUUACAAGUCGUAUCAAGUAUGUUAGAACGUUAAACCUGUCUUCGUUUCUGGUUACUAUUGCUGCUUUACCUGCAUAUAUUGAGAGUAGCCCAUUUACUACAAAGGUCGUCGCUAUCGACACAAUAUCAAAUUACAUGCGUAAUCCGGAUAUCACGCAGAAGCAUAAGAUUUCUAUACAGAACACCAUCAGAAGUUCUUUCAAUAAGCUAACUAAUGAUAUGUCUGUCAAGAUUAUUAGCACGAGCGAUGCGGUUAUAAGGCGUACGCAUACUAUAGAUGACAAUUCAGUCCGUAUCGCUAAUCUAGGACUCGAGAACAAUAACUAUAUGGGUCCUUUUCACGCCUCAAAUUUCAAUCAGAUGGCGAAUUUCAGACAACUACAGCUGUCAUACGAGCCUGGAGAACCUAAAUCCAGGAAGGCUAGGAUAAUCGGUACAGAUCCUGAAAGGGAUAGCAUAUACUUUAGCAUAGUAGACAGAGUAGUACAUAGGAUUAAGUACAAAGAUACGGAUGGCACGGAUGGGAUUAUCUUGACCUCUUCCUUCAUAUUAGCAGAUGAAUUAGGUAAUGUCGUACAAAGUUCCGUAACUUAUUCUAUCCAUUCCAGUCCAGUUGCUCGUAUGGAUGGUUACGUACGUUUUCAAGGAUAUGGGGUGACGAUUCAUGAUUUCAUCGCAGCGAUCUCAGAAUCGGAGAGGUCCAAGACUUCAUAUAGCAAGCUAAUGACAGGUUAUAUCACAGCAUUCGUCAAUAGAGUUACACCAGCUUUAAGUCAACUAUCGUAUGCAGAGAGAGAGAAAGACUUGUAA
Wallemia mellicola CBS 633.66 is the source of this 1008-nucleotide messenger RNA. RefSeq lists its product as hypothetical. The transcript has 6 exons. Bases 1 to 1008 code for a protein of 335 amino acids. The record is from RefSeq and is a predicted model, not a curated record. Lineage: Eukaryota; Fungi; Basidiomycota; Wallemiomycetes; Wallemiales; Wallemiaceae.